Leptinotarsa decemlineata (Colorado potato beetle) is the source of this 3368-nucleotide messenger RNA. RefSeq names its product forkhead box P (gene FoxP). Lineage: Eukaryota; Metazoa; Arthropoda; Insecta; Coleoptera; Chrysomelidae. The record is from RefSeq and is a predicted model, not a curated record.
CUACGUUUUCGUCCUAGCAUCUCAGCGACUUCAAUGACCCUUUUGCGCAACAACACAACUAACUCUUGUUCUUUCUAGCGAAAAAGAAAUAAUUAAUAGAGGCUGUUACCGUUUAUGUGUUUAGUUGUGUUUAGGUGUUGUUCUGUGAGUGUUGUGUUUACCGCCACCGAUGAAGUAUUGCGAAACUCGAAUGCUGGCUUCCUUCGCCCAGCAAGCAGCUUCGUUAGAAAAAGUGAUAAAAGAACAGCAGCAGCAACUGGAAAUAGAACGAGGCUGGGACCAGGAAAGGGAACGAGACAUCAAGGGUAAUGGCAGCUCCAGCCCGAAUUCAGAACACAGGGUACAGGAACAUUCUCCGGCACCUACGGCCGACUCGCAGAAAAAUCUCAGUGCCACAAUACCACCUAUGCCACAGAAUGAUACGACGAAGUUAACAAAUGACUACCCUUACAAUCAGUCCCAAACACCGGGGCCCCAAAUAAUGUCAACGCCAACAUCUAAUCUCCAUCAUAUGCAGCAAUUGUUGCAACAGCACGUACUGAGUCCGUCACAACUACAAACGCUGAUGAAGCAACAUUCGAUAUUGCAACAACAACAACACCAGCAACAUCAGUUAGCCGAAUUGGGAAAGAAACAAAUCGAGCAGACGAUGCAACAACUUCAAGAACAACUUCAAUUGAAUCUCAUCCAACAAACACAUAUCCUACAAAGUACGGACAAGAAGAAAGCUUCUGGAUCUCUCCAACAGCUUGCCUUGCAGCAACAACAGUUGAUCCAGCAACUGCAGCUUGUCCAGAGGCAGUACGUCGUGCAUCAGGGUAUGGGUAUGCAACCACUGAUGAUGCCACAGAGCCAAGGUCUCAACUCCCGAGAAGUGAUGAGUCCAUGGAAGGAUAUGAACGAUCAGCAUGUGGUUAAUAAUAAACCACCGCCGGAACUGAAUGAUAAUUCUCCGGGUUUACUAGGCCUGCCGCCUAGUAGGUCUAAUAGAGAAGAGCCUAUAGAUGAAAAGCCAGAAAGAACUACCACUCCCGACAGAGUGCAUCAUCUGUAUGGACAUGGAGUUUGUAGGUGGCCUGGUUGCGAAAUCAUCUGCGAAGAUCUUCAAGCAUUUGUCAAGCAUUUAAACACAGAACACACCCUUGAUGAUAGAUCCACUGCCCAAGCUCGUGUUCAAAUGCAAGUCGUUUCUCAACUAGAGCUCCAACUUCAGAAAGAGAGGGAUAGACUUCAAGCUAUGAUGCACCACCUCCAUCUUUCUAAACAGAUGGGAUCACCAGAUACUCACAAGGACUCUUCCACGGUAAAGAUGUCGGUGAGUACAUCUUUGCCGCAACCUCCUGUCUCCAUGGGACCCAUGGUUUCUUCUGUGAGAUCUCCAGUUCUGCAUUCUCCAUCGCCCAACGUUCCCGGACCCAUUAGGAGGCGACUGAGUGAUAAGUCUGCGUUAUCUUUAGCUGGUGGGUUUGCCGAAUUCACUGAAAACGCUGUACGCCACAACCUAUCUCUCCACAAAUGUUUCAUGCGCGUGGAGAAUGUUAAAGGGGCCGUUUGGACCGUGGACGAAGUGGAAUUCUACAAGAGGCGGCCGCAGCGGUGCUCAUCGGGCCCCUUGUCGCAACCAGUCGUCGGGGGUGCCAGUUCGAAAAGUCCAACUAUGAACCACAGUCCAACUCUUUACGGUGACCAUAUUUCUUCGAAUAUGCAGUUCAUGCAGGCAUCUCUCAUGGAUGAGAACAAUCUGUCGUUUCUGACCAAUUCUUCCAUGAUGGUGAAUCGACCUAGGGAUAGAUCAGAGUCACCCUCGCAUGAGCAUCUGAUGAGGUCCCCCAUGAACGGAGGCCUCCAUGUGAAGCAAGAACUGAUGAGUCAGGACCAUCAUAUCGGACGGGAGUCCGAAAUGCACCACGUGAUAAAAAGGGAAAUGCUUUCAGAAUAUGACGAUAUGGACCAUGAUCAGCACACCGAAAAUGUGGCAGAGGAUCUCACAAUUACUUCGGAUCAUACGGAAUCGAACAUACUUGACGCACAGUGAUAAAAAUGUGUUCAGUGCAAUAGUCCAGUUUCAAACAGUUGAAUAAAAAACAACAAUUGAAAACUGGACUCAUUAGGGAAGAUUUCGAUUGGUUGAAGAAUGGAUGAACUUGUAAAUUUGUGUGUACAUAAUGAAAAAUGUUAUGAUGAGAGAGAGAGUAUGAUGUUAUGGUAUUGUUAAUUGUUCAGAUACAAGGAAUGUCGAAUGUUGUGUAAUCAGAAUAGAUCUUGGUUUCUUUAUUGAUACAGGGUUAUUUGUUAUGUGGUGGACUCUUUUGGCCAGGCCGAAUAUUAUUUUAAACAUGAAAUGUUCUUAGUUAGGAAAAAUGGGAAUGCCGGAGAAAGUUAUGAGGACAGUGUGUUUUAACUAUUUGAAUAUUGAACUAUCAAAAAACAAUCUAUUUUGUUUCUGCUAAAGAAAUUUGGUGCCAAAGAUUGUUGUUCUCAAUAACCUAGUGAACAUACGAACAUUCGAUGAAUAUCCUGAUCUAAUGAAUUUUUAUCAUACAUUCAACAAUUCAGACUACACCAACCUCUGCUUAUAUAUAACAGCUAUUGACACAUAUCCUCUGAGUAUAUCUAUCUCAUAGAUAUCUGUCUGUGUCAUACUUCAUUGUGAGAUGUUUAGUUAACUCUUUGCUCUACAAAUAUCAGUGACGGUAAUGGGGAUACACACCAAAAAUGAAACACAUCCAAUUGAGCACUGUAAUGGUAGAAUGGAUAUAAAUACAUACUGUUCACACUGUAGCCAAGACCUUGGCUACAAAGUCUGGCUACAAAAUGAAGCCACGCCCACCACCAAUGGAAUGAAAUUCUGGACCGAAACCAAAAUGCUGUGUGCUGUGAUGACUUGAGAACUGCGUGAAUUGCCUCAUCGCCUUUGAUAAUUUUUAACGUAUUUGUAGACGAAACGUCAGGCAUAAAAAUUUGUAGAUUUCUGCAAACAAACUACAAAAAUAGCUUUGACAUGGACUUCGACUUUAUUGUGAAUAUAAUCUCAACUCAAUACAACAAUGUUAUCGUAGAAUAUCAUCUUGAGCUUGAGAAUCAGCAUAAUAUUGAACUUUGAAUGAAAAAUAUAUGAAAUCUGAAAAUAAGUCCUAGAUAACCAUAGGCUCUUAGGUGAUCAUAUAAAGCUGGGACUUCACUAUGUAGUUCGUAGUAUUUAUGCUACGAAGUUAAUUCAUUGGAACUUAUUCAUGUUACAAAUGAUGAAAGUGAUAAAUUAUUUGGGAAACUAAAUUCAAUUCAGUAUUAGCAUUCGUGUGAUACAUUAUCAAGUGCAGAUCUGAGAACAUCGAAACCGAAACUAGAGAGUUAACGCACUUUUCUAG